Coffea eugenioides is the source of this 1814-nucleotide messenger RNA. Its product is annotated as monothiol glutaredoxin-S17. The transcript is spliced from 3 exons. The record is from RefSeq and is a predicted model, not a curated record. Bases 148 to 1620 code for a protein of 490 amino acids. NCBI's taxonomy places the organism in Eukaryota, Viridiplantae, Streptophyta, Magnoliopsida, Gentianales, Rubiaceae.
AAAUAGCGAAAACCGCAGGCCAUAUAUAGCCAUAGGACGGGACCCUGCGCAGACUCGCUGACUCCUGCCUGCUUUGAGAAUUUUGCUUCGGCGAGAUUGGGAGAGACAACAAGAGAGAAGCCAGAGAGGAGGGAAAGUGAAAAGAAAAUGGGAGGAGGGUCGGUGAAGGAAUUGAAAUCGAAAGCCGAGCUGGAGAAGACAUUGGCAGAGAAGACAACGGUGAUUUUACACUUCUGGGCAUCAUGGUGUGAAGCUUCUAAGCAGAUGGACCAAGUCUUUUCUCAUCUUUCCACUGAUUUCCCUCAUGCCCGCUUCUUCAGAGUUGAAGCUGAAGAACAACCAGAGAUUUCUGAGGCAUAUUCAGUUGCUGCUGUGCCUUACUUUGUCUUCUUCAAGGAUGGUAAGAGUGUGGAUACCCUGGAAGGUGCUGACCCCUCAGCUUUAGCUAACAAGGUUGCUAAAGUUGCUGGAUCUGUCACUGCUGACGAACCUGCAGCUCCUGCUAGUUUAGGUAUGGCUGCAGGGCCAGCAAUCCUUGAAACAGUCAAGGAUUUUGCUAAAGACAAUUCUAAAGUGGAAAGCCAUUCACCUGGCACUGGAAAUGGGCUUAAAUUGCGAUUAGAACAGCUUGUGAAUUCUCAUCCAGUAAUGCUCUUUAUGAAAGGAAGCCCUGAGGAACCUAGAUGUGGUUUUAGCCGGACAGUAGUCGACAUCUUGAUGAAAGAAAAGAUCAAAUUUGGAAGCUUUGAUAUUCUGACGGAUGACGAGGUUCGUGAGGGAUUGAAGAAGUUCUCCAACUGGCCAACAUAUCCUCAACUCUACUGUAAGGGUGAGCUUCUCGGUGGCUGUGACAUUGUAACUGCUAUGCAUGAGAGUGGUGAACUUAAAGAAGUUUUGUUGGAUCAUGGAAUUGAAGCAUCUGAUUCCUCUAAAGCAGAAGCAACAGAACCUGGAAUGGGAAAGGGUGGCAUCUCUGAGGCCUCUGGUUUGAGUGCAGACCUGAACUCUCGUUUGGAUAGCUUAAUUAAUUCUAGUCCAGUUAUGCUUUUUAUGAAGGGGGAACCAGAUACACCGCGUUGUGGUUUUAGCCGGAAAGUUGUUGAUAUUCUGAGACAAGAGAAAAUAGAUUUUAAGAGCUUUGACAUCCUUACUGAUGAUGAAGUCCGUCAAGGCCUAAAAGUUUACUCAAACUGGUCCAGCUAUCCUCAGCUGUACAUAAAGGGUGAACUGAUUGGUGGAUCUGAUAUUGUGUUGGACAUGCAAAAGAGUGGAGAGCUCAGUAAGGUUCUUGCAGAGAAAGGUAUUCCUAAUGGGAUCACCCUGGAAGUGCGCCUUAAGCAGCUGAUAACUUCUUCUCCUGUGAUGCUUUUUAUGAAGGGUACUCCAGAUGCUUCACGUUGUGGUUUCAGCUCCAAGGUAGUAAACGCCUUGAAGGAGGAGGAAGUGGAGUUUGGAUCAUUUGAUAUUUUAACUGAUGAGGAGGUCAGGCAGGGAUUGAAGACCUUGUCAAACUGGCCAACCUUUCCACAGCUCUAUUACAAGGGUGAACUGAUAGGAGGUUGUGAUAUUAUACUGGAGCUAAAAAGCAAUGGCGAGUUGAAAUCUACCUUAUCUGAAUAGGUUUAGGAAAUGUAGGCUGAAGCGGUGCUACUCCCUACUACUGAUGGCUUAUUGAUCUAGAAGUCUUUAAAAAUGUUGUCCGCUGGAAAAUGGUUUCAGAACCCUUGUCUUAUAUUUCUGCCCUUUUUAGGGAACCUUCUUCAUGCUCUGGUUGCACAUUCCUAUAAUUAUUGGAGAAUAUUUUUGGAUCAUCA